AUGGCGUGGUCUAGGCAGACCUCGAGACCGGUAGACCGUAUCUAUGGCAUCAUACAAGCCGAUAAUCUGCGUGUGGGCAAGGUUAUUCGGCCGCAUGAUAACACUUCUCUGACAGAUCUCACCCAAGAUUCCAUCGUAGCACUAGCCAACAAAAAUUCUGUUCUAUGCCAGCUAUUUGUCCAUACGGCAAAACCUGGAGAGUUCUCAAGUUGGCGCAACACAGAACAUUCGUUCGUACCAGCUAACUUCAGAUCUGCAACAGGAUACGUGUUAAAAGCUCGAUUCCAUCCCGAGAGUAAACAAGCCAUGAGAGCAAGCGGUAGAGUAUGCCGCUUGACUGAUGCACUUGAGGUGCAGGAUACCCUAGUUCGGCUCCUUAAGGAAAUAGACAAGUCCACGUCGGCAGCAUUUUGUAACUGGGAUUCACAUCCCGCUCGUCUCAUAAUCAUGACAGAUGCCGGAUUCACGCAGGAACAUCUGAACCCCAACUGUCCCAAGUGGGAGCUCGAUGUACCGGAUUUCCUUUGGCUGCAACCUCAGGUAGCUAAAUUGCCACUGGUUCUCCAUGGUUAUUUCACGUUGGAGGUUUUGACACAUCUCGAGGGAAACCCAGUUCCAUCCUUCGGAGCGUUGCUGUGCUGCUUUGCCCAUAAAUCAGCCGGUGAAUUUGACUGCUGACAUUGUCAAUGGGCAGACGUUCCUUACAUGCGGGUUGUACUUUGCACCUGGGAGCCUGAAAGUGAGGAAGGGAGGCGGAUGAUGAAUGAGGACAUUGACUGGAAGCCUG
Molecule: messenger RNA, 787 nt
Organism: Colletotrichum godetiae
Lineage: Eukaryota; Fungi; Ascomycota; Sordariomycetes; Glomerellales; Glomerellaceae
Exons: 1
Coding region: 1-678 (225 amino acids)
Source: RefSeq, a predicted model, not a curated record